Molecule: messenger RNA, 2189 nt
Organism: Gastrolobium bilobum
Lineage: Eukaryota; Viridiplantae; Streptophyta; Magnoliopsida; Fabales; Fabaceae
Product: asparagine synthetase [glutamine-hydrolyzing]-like
Exons: 5
Coding region: 1682-1975 (97 amino acids)
Cellular component (GO): cytosol
Molecular function (GO): asparagine synthase (glutamine-hydrolyzing) activity
Source: RefSeq, a predicted model, not a curated record
ACCCUGCAGCACCUCCCCAACGUCUUCUUUUUUCUCAUUCUAUCUCUCCCAAGCGUAUUUCCAUGUUAGAAUCGUGGUGUCUGCAGUAGGGUAUUUUCUUCAUCCUUUUUAUCAAGGAUGAUGAGAUUUUCAUCUAUACGCUUUCAUUUUCAUCUUUGCUACUUGACAUUUUUAGUUUUUUCGGUUCAGUUGAAGUUGCGAAGAAACGUUUUGGGAAGCUGAACAUGAUAAUGAUGAACGCGGUCAUGGAGGCGAUGGAUCUGAGGCGAUGAUGAAGAUCGAUUCGGUAACGAGGAUCCACACGGAGAUGAUGAAGAUCUGAGGCGAUGGAGGCGUGAGUGAUGAAUAUUAUUUUGUUAAUAUUUGCUUAUAUGUGAGAAUAUUUGCUUGCAAAGUGUUCGACUUUAUUCCCGAGAGGAACGUUGUACCUUGGACUAACAUUAUUGGGUGCUAUUCUCGCAUGGGUCACUUUCUUGAGGCCUUUUCUUUGUUUGAUGAAAUGCGUCGCCAGGGAAUUCAACUCAGUAGCGUUACCAUGUUGAGCUUGCUGUUUGGAGUUUCAGAGCUUGCUCAUGUGCAGUGUUUGCAUGGUUGUGCAAUUUUGUAUGGGUUUAUGUCUGAUACAAAUUUGUCAAAUUCAAUGCUAAAUGUAUAUGGGAAAUGUGGAAACAUUGAGGAUUCUAGGAAAUUGUUUGAUUACAUGGACCAUAGGGACCUGGUUUCAUGGAAUUCCUUGAUAUUAGCCUACGCCCAGAUUGGGGAUUUAUGUGAAGUUUUGCUGCUUCUCAAGACAAUGAGGGUACAAGGUUUGGAGCCUGACCCAUAGACUUUUGGGUCGGUGUUGUCUGUGGCUGCGUCAAGGGGGAAUUGUUGAAGCUGGGAAGGAAGCUUAUGAUACAUUCAUAAAAAUAAGUUGGAACUUCAAAGAGUUAUCACUGGUUGAUGAUAUUGAACCAUAUUUCACACUAAUUAGUUAUUGACUUUGAUUUUAUUUUUGUGAGAAGACUUUACCUACUUCCUAAUUUCACUCCUCUCACAAUUGUUAUAUGGUUUUUUCUGUUUUCUUUGAAGACAAUAAUUAGGCAACAAAUCCAUUGUCAUGGAUUGACUUAUUUUGAGGAAAUAAUCGUUAUUUUUUAUUUUAUUUUUUUCCUAGCAGCUUCCAUAGAGAUCUUCUAAAUGAAAAUAACGAUUAUUUCCAUAGGUAGGUGAAAAUAUUUCUGGUUCGUUUUCUCCCAAUACAAGAAACCCGAAGAAAAGGAAAUUGGAAUGAGACAACAAAACACAAAUAGGAAUGUAUUUAGUGACCCCUUCACUGCUAUGCUUGUAUUCCCAAUAUCUACAUCAAUUGAUUUUUCUUCAUCAAUUUAGGUGACUGUAAAUUAUCAUGCCUGGAUUCUUUUGGCACGUGCAACUAAAAACUGACAAUUUGUUCCUUCUAAAAUUAAAUAAAUAGAUAUGCUAAACUUUCGUAAACUUGUAUAUGCACUCAUCCUUAUAUUGUACUUGCUUAUCGCCAGUACAAUAUAAGGGGUUAAAGUACAAGGGCUAAUAGUUAUGUUUUUUACAUACAGAUCAAAGCACUCCACCAGUAUGAUUGCUUAUGAACCAAUAAGUCAAUGUUGGUUGGGCUCUAGAAGCCUGAGUACCAUUUUUGAAUAAGGAGUUUAUCAAUGUUGUAAUGAAUAUUGGUCCUAAGUAUAAAAUGAUAAAACGAGAAGAAGGACGAAUAGAGAAAUGGGUUCUGAGGAAGGGCUUUGAUGGUGAAGAGCAUCCUUAUCUGCCAAAGCGCAUUUUAUUUAGGCAGAGAGAACAAUUCAGUGAUGGAGUUGGCUAUAGUUGGAUUGCUGGCCUUAAAGCCCACACACAACAAAACAUAUUGAUCAUCAUGACUAUGACAACAUUUCUCUUCUCCGUUUCAAUCCCUUUGGGAGGCAUAACAGUUGGUGCAGGAGUGGUAGCCAAAGUGGCCUAGGAUAUUGGUCUGGAAUCCACAAAUUUUUUUUCCAAUAAUUUGUAAAUAAUUUGUGAGUAGGGACUGAGAGCAGCAUUUUAGGAGGAUUCUAAGAUUUGAUUAUUUUUGACACUUGAUGUGUUGUUCCAUUUGAAUGUUUGUUCUGAUUUGUUUAUUUGACAGAGAAUUAUAAUAAUUGAUUUAGAUAUUUUUCAUAUAAAUGCAGGAAAAGUAG